Messenger RNA from Monascus purpureus, 1715 nucleotides. The record is from the annotation of a GenBank genome assembly. Lineage: Eukaryota; Fungi; Ascomycota; Eurotiomycetes; Eurotiales; Aspergillaceae.
GGAACCAUGCCAGGACAUUUUGCAACGGGCGAACGACCGACGGCGUUUCGCAGCGCAAUCUCAGCAAUUGGACGGAGGAGCGUUGAGUGCUGGUGCCAGGGCAAUUACUUGACUUUUUCGUUUGUUUUAAAAGAAUGAUCUGAGAUUUCUCAUCGUCAGAUUCUGUUGUUAGUAACGUCCCCGUCAGGUCUGUCGUUCCGUUUGACAUCCUUCACCAGCUAACCCGUUCCAGCAUUUCUUGAAUUGCUGUCAGCUAUGCUCCAACCACGCUUGGCCCUCAGGGGCAUUCAGCUCCCAUUUAGGUGUCUACGCUCCAUUCCGAUCCGAUCCUAUGCCACUGUUGUCAACGAAUUCGAGCAACCCCCGGCCGAAGAAGUACCGUCAAGCUCCACAUUUGACCCCAGCAUCGCUUUUGCUCCUCCACCUACUCGUGGCGAUGCUGGUGUGCAAAUCCGAAAAUACAAACCGCGGACGCCUGGUAUCAGACACUUGCGGCGGCCCAUCAAUGACCAUCUCUGGAAAGGGCGUCCCGUCCAUCGAUUGACUUUCCCCAAGAAAGGUCAUGCCAAGGGUGGUCGCAACAACACCGGCAGAGUAACGGUUCGUCACCAUGGUGGUGGUCAUAAGCGUCGUAUACGGACAGUCGACUUUGAGCGGGCGGCACCGGGGCCACAUCACGUAGAGCGAAUUGAGUACGAUCCUGGACGCAGUGCCCAUAUUGCUCUUGUGCGCAGUCAAGAAACCGGCAAACUGAGCUAUAUUGUAGCAGCCGACGGUAUGAGAGCUGGUGAUGUGGUUCAAAGCUACAUGUCAGGUAUUCCGGAAGACUUGUGGAAGAGCAUGGGCGGUGUUGUGGAUCCUGGUGUGCUCGCCGCGAGAACGGCUUGGAGAGGAAAUUGUUUACCGCUACAUAUGAUUCCGGUUGGGACACUGAUAUUCAAUGUUGGGCUGCAGCCAGGAAAGGGAGGAAAACUGUGUCGUAGCGCUGGCACUUUUGCAACCGUCAUUGCCAAGGGCACUCAAUCUCAACAGAAGGAGGAAGAGAUGCAAACACAGGAAUCUGGUGACCAAAAGGAGAAGCCCAAGCCUUUAACUCAGCGUGAAAAACAGAAGCGCGAGCGUGCCGUGCAGCAUGUUACCAUUCGUCUCCAGAGUGGUGAAGUUCGACUUAUCCACAAGGACUGCUGUGCAACUAUCGGUGUUGCUAGUAACCCUAACCACCAAUACCGUCAACUCGGAAAGGCCGGACGAUCACGCUGGCUGAAUAUCAGACCCACAGUUCGUGGUGUUGCUAUGAACGCCGCUGACCACCCUCACGGUGGUGGUAGAGGAAAGUCCAAGGGUAAUGUCGACCCGAAGAGUCCUUGGGGUAAACCGGCAAAAUCCGGCUACAAGACCCGUCCCAAGUGGAAGGUCAACAAGGCAGUGGUCGUUCCCAGGGUUCGCAACCAGGGCAAGCGUCGCAGAGGAUACAAUUAGGCCAGGCCGUCGUACUCUUCCCCCCUUUCUCUUUACGAUCAUACCACCAUGUGUGCUAUCCGGCAGGUUUCUGUCGAAAGAAACGCAGAUGACUUUUGCUGCUUGAUUCUCUCCGCAAUGUUUUUAUUUGUGACUAUUCGGGACUGCGCAGGAUGGAUUUUCUGGUUCCCUUGUACUAUACUUCGAUUGAACAAAAUUAGGAGCAUAGCGAUGCUCUUCCGUAUUAGAAACCUGUA